AUGGGAGACAUGGCGACCUACGCUCUGCCAGAGUCCCACAAGGACAUCAUGCACAAGUCCUUGCCCGAGCUGGAUCCGGAAAUCAAGGCUAUAAUGGACAAGGAAAUCCAGCGUCAAAGAGAAUCUAUUCUGCUCAUUGCCUCCGAGAACAUUACAUCAAGAGCUGUGUAUGAUGCUCUAGGCUCACCCAUGUCGAACAAAUACUCCGAAGGAUACCCGGGUGCCCGUUACUAUGGUGGAAACCAGUUCAUUGAUCAAAUUGAGCUCACAUGUCAAGCAAGAGCCUUGAAGGCAUUCAAUGUGGAUGCAGACAAGUGGGGCGUCAACGUACAGACACUGAGCGGUAGUCCCGCCAAUCUACAGGUCUACCAAGCCAUAAUGCGACCACACGAGAGAUUGAUGGGACUGGAUUUGCCACACGGUGGUCAUUUGAGUCACGGUUAUCAAACACCCGCAAAGAAGAUAUCCGCUGUCUCUACCUACUUCGAAACCUUCCCAUAUCGUGUCAACCCCCAAACCGACCUCAUCGACUACGAAGCCCUCGAAAACAACGCUAUGAUGUACCGACCAAAAGUUCUCGUGGCCGGGACCUCAGCAUACUGUCGCCUGAUUGAUUACAAGAGAAUGCGCGAAAUAGCGGAUCUAUGCGGAGCCUACCUUAUGGUCGACAUGGCCCACAUCAGCGGUCUCAUCUCCGCAGGCGUCAUCCCGUCCCCUUUCGAACACGCCGACAUCGUCACCACCACUACCCACAAAUCCCUCCGUGGGCCACGAGGCGCCAUGAUCUUCUUCCGAAAAGGCGUGCGAAAAGUCGAUGCCAAGACAGGCAAGGAAAUCCUCUACGAUCUCGAAGGACCCAUCAACUUCUCCGUCUUCCCAGGCCAUCAAGGCGGACCACACAAUCACACCAUUACCGCCCUCGCCGUUGCCCUGAAACAAGCCGUCUCGCCUGAGUUCAAAACAUACCAGCAGCAAGUCAUCAAGAACGCUAAGGCGUGCGAAGUUGAGUUCAAGCGCCUCGGGCACAGACUUGUUGCCGAUGGCACAGACAGCCACAUGGUCUUGCUCGACCUCCGACAGCACUCAUUGGAUGGUGCACGUGUUGAGGCUGUGCUUGAACAGGUCAACAUCGCUUGCAACAAGAACUCUAUUCCAGGUGACAAGUCGGCGCUUACGCCUUGCGGUAUCAGAGUCGGUGUGCCCGCCAUGACGACCAGGGGUAUGGGCGAAGAUGACUUCAAGCGGAUAACGGGAUACAUCCACGAGUGCAUCGAGAUCUGCAAGAACGUGCAGAAGGCGCUGCCAAAGGAGGCGAAUAAGUUGAAGGACUUCAAGGCCAAGGUUGCUGGUGGUGAGGUGGGAGAGAUCAAUGAUAUGAAAAAGGAGAUAUCGAUGUGGGCGAGCACGUUCCCCCUGCCCGUUUAA
Molecule: messenger RNA, 1425 nt
Organism: Bacidia gigantensis
Lineage: Eukaryota; Fungi; Ascomycota; Lecanoromycetes; Lecanorales; Ramalinaceae
Exons: 4
Coding region: 1-1425 (474 amino acids)
Biological process (GO): L-serine catabolic process; folic acid metabolic process; tetrahydrofolate interconversion
Cellular component (GO): cytoplasm
Molecular function (GO): zinc ion binding; cobalt ion binding; serine binding
Source: RefSeq, a predicted model, not a curated record